GGAAAAGCAGGGUUAAGUUAACAGGAAAACUGUGGACAUCAAAUGGUGUGUAAUGUUCCAGAAAGUAACUCAGCCUUCUUCAGAGUGGCCAGGAGUUUAGGGAAAUCCUGGUAGGGAAACACAGAGUUAACUUACAUAAGACUUUUGUGGAGCUCUGAGGUAAGCCCUCUUUAGAGUUGCAGAAUUCUCCCUCACUAUCCUCUGUGCAUCAUCGUCCAUCGUGCCUAAAAAUACAACAGCAGGUGCUCUGUGGGGUUUCCAAUGCAACCAGAACUGCAAAACCGAGCUUUUCUUAAAAAUAUCAUUGCUCUCAUAAAGAGCAGCCAGAUUCCAGAGCUACUGCACCAAUUACAAAGCGUGUCAGUUGGGAAUAGCUGGUUGGGGCAAGGAGAGACGGGGUUUGAGAAUAUCCAAGGGGUGCUCCAAAUCCUGGGAGAAUCAAUUGCAGAGGCCAGGAAUCUCAGCACCGAGGAAAGAUCUUUCUGUUCAAACAACAGAAACAGACACUAACCAGGCAUUCUGGAAUUGCUGCAUCUGCGCUCUGUGCUGUGCUGAGGACUCUUCAAACAGCUUCAAGAUCCUGUGUUGUUUUUGUUGCACUGGCUGGACCCAGAGACUCAUCCGCUAAGUGCUUUUUACAGAGUCAAAGGUGAAGGGCAAAAUGCCAGACGUCCAGGCGGCACAGUUGCCAGGGUGAAGGUUUGCUGGAGAGAGCAGGAAACAAUCAGCUGCACCUUCUGUGUUUUUUUGGUGUGCAAAAUUUAAUGUUUCCUUCCCAGGCUGAAAGGCUGCCUUCAGGGCUCAGUGCUGGGAGGCCAAAUCAGAAGACACUGGAGCAUUUGCUGAACGGGGAAGAAAAAAGAUGAUGCAGCACCAACCCAGUUCAGCUCCUGCUUCUUUGAAGGACAGCCACACCUGCAACAUAGGGGAUAACAAGGCCCAGCCAUGCAGUCCUUUCGUGAAAGGUGUGGUUUCCAUGGCAACCAGCAGAACUACCAGCCGACUUCUUCGCAAGAUUCAUCACGCCUGGAGAAUUACAGGCAUCAAAGCCCAGCCUGCGAACGUCAGAGGCUGGUGACAAAAGAGUAUUACAGCCCCCAGCAGCCACCUCCUCAGCUGCCCCCAUUGCCGUACCAAGCCUUUGGUGAAAACAGCACCGUGGAGAAGUACCACCGGGGAAGCAAUAAGCCGUUACGCGGCCAGCAGCUGCCCAGCAGGCCGUCCUCCUUCCCCAAUUACCCCAUCCAAGAGAAUAGCCCCUACCCUUCUCGCUAUGCUGGAGAGGACAGCCUGCAGGGGUGGGGGUCCCCGCAGCAGCAGCAGCAACCUCCUCAACCUUUACCUGGCGGGGUGGCCAAAUAUGACGAUAACCUGAUGAAAAAGACGGCGGCCCCAUCCAGUAGCAGGCAGUACCAUGAACAGACACCCCAGCUGCCCUUCCGAAGUCACUCCUUGCAUCUCCAGCCGCAGCCGGGACCUCAGCCCUCUCCCCUGACCUACCCCAAGCUCCCCAGGCAGAAGAUGCAGAACGAGGUGUCCUCCUCGCUACCCUUCUCACAGGGGUCCCACUUUCCACAGCAUUCCCAGUCCUUUCCGGCUUCCUCCACCUACACAUCAGUCCAGAGCGGGGGCCAGACAGCUCAUUCCUACAAAAGUUGCAACCCUCCUCCUGCCCCACCCACACAUGAAAGGGGUCUGGGCAGUGCCGCUAACUUGCCCGCUGCACAACGGGUCCAGGGUUUACACAGCUAUCAGCCCAACCGAAUCAGCUAUGAGCAACAGCCGCAACAGCCACCGCCACCUCCACCUCCACCCUCUCUGCAAGGUCGACACCAUGCUCAGGAGGCCUUGCACUAUCAAAACCUAGCAAAAUACCAACAUUAUAACCAGCCAGGACAGAGUUACUGCCAAGCUGAUGCUCCAGUGAGGACACCGGACCAGUAUUACCAAACAUUUAGCCCUAGCUCAAGUCACUCUCCAGCUCGUUCUGUUGGGAGAUCCCCGUCCUACAGUUCAACGCCUUCUCCCUUGAUGCCUAACUUAGAGAACUUCCAAUAUAGCCAGCAGUCGCUGACUGCUGGGACAUUUCCAGCCAGCCUUGCUGACCAUAGCCACUUCAUGCCUUUGCUGAACCCGUCGCCGACCGAUGGGGCAAGCUCCGACGCCCAGCCACCUGCCAAUUGCAAGAACUUGUCCAAGGAGAAGAUCCCCGAGAACCUCUUAUCGGAUCUGAGUCUUCAAAGCCUCACAGCCCUUACCUCUCAAGUGGAAAACAUCUCCAACACUGUCCAGCAGCUUCUCCUUUCCAAGUCCACGGGGAUGCCGCAGAAGAAGGGGAUCAAAAAUUCACCGAGGACUCCAGAGCAACUCAAGGGACAGCACUGCAGCCCUGAGGGUAACAAUUAUUCUGCAGAGCAAGCGGGGACUCCACACUCGGACCCACUCAGCACCCCCCAGUCAGUCCAUGCUGAAACCCAAGACACCGAUUACCUAAGUGGCUCCGAAGACCAGCUGGAGAGGGGCUUCCUGUACUGCAGUCAAAGCCGUAGCCCAGCUCGGGUCAAUAGCAAUUCCAAACCCAAGCCCGAAUCUGUGUCCACCUGCUCAGUGACUUCUCCAGAUGACAUGUCGACCAAGUCCGAUGAUUCCUUCCAAAGCAUUCAUGCCAGCCUGCCAUUGGAGAGCUUUACAAAGUUUGUUGCCGGUGAAAGAGAUUGCCCCCGGCUGCUCCUCAGCGCCCUUUCUCAAGAGGAGCUGGCAUCUGAAAUUAUUGGUCUGCAGGAUGCUAUCAACGAGAAAGCAGACAAAGGCUGGGCCAAUUCUCCUGCUCCAAACAAAGACCCAGACAAAUCUCCCUUCCACUUAGAGAAUCACAGGACUUGCCUUGAUUCUGUGGUCAAAAGUCCCUGGUCCAACCAGGGGGACUCCAACGCUCUUGCUGAACCCUUGAAGAUAGACAAAGGACUGGGACGUAAUAAUGGGAAGAAUUUCACUGAGGAGGUUUAUGACAACUCCCAGGUUUCCUUCACCACAACCGAGACGAAGAAUUCCCUAAAAACCACCAGCUCUGUGGGCUACAGUGCCAAGCCAAACAUCUCGGUGGCCACAUCCAGUUCUGAGACCCCCAGAAGCUUCAGCUGCUAUUCCAAUGCCCCUGCCAAUUCAGUGAGUUCUGAAAAUGCCAUGGAGAACUUUGAGUGGCCAGAUGAGAACCUCAGUGACACUUGGAAAGAGCUCGGGUCGAGCCUCCAAUCUUCAGAACUUCCCAAGAGCUUAUUCUCUGGCAAACUGAGCGAACCUUCUGAGGAGAAAAAAAAUGCCUCCUGCUUGAGUCUCUGUGGUCCUGAAGGUUCAGCUGAAGGUGAAAGGAUCGCAGGAUUCAGUCAACAGCAGCAGGCCAGCAAAGGGGAGGGCUUAAAUUAUGAUGAGGCCACAAGGACAGAGAGUGAACGAUGGCUGGAGGACACUGCCAGGAACUCCUGUUCAGGAGAAGACUUCAGCGAACUCCCCAUGAUGUCUUCUCCAGACCUGAAAGAAUCUGAUUUGGAACCCGAAGAGUAUUCCUCUUUGUGUGAAUUAGCUGGCUCUGAGCAAAAGACUUUGCCUUACGAUGCCUUCACUCCUAAGCCUGCAGGAAAUGCCCGAGUUCUUUCUUUCCAAGACACUCCAGGAUCAGCAGAAGAAGCCACCAACACGGUUGAGAAAGAGAACACUGCUCCUCCUUCUCACUUGUCCGAUCCAUCUGUUCUCCUUUUAGGACCAGCAGUUGGCACAGACACGAAAGUGAAAAGCUGGUUUGAAACUUCUCUGCACCCCUUGAAGCCCAAGGAAGAGUCAGCAGCUGGUGAAAAUGCCCCUCAAGAUAAGACUGAGAUGUCAACUACCUUGCUGUUGAAGAAACAAGUCCUACCAGAUAAGCUGACCAUAACAUCAGAACCCACCUCCAGAGGUAAAAGUCUUCGGAAUAAAAAGCUACAGUGUAGACUGUCGGGUGGAGAAGAGCCUAUUCAGUCCAUGUCAAAUCCAAGUUUAGGCAUUCAAGCAGCUGGCCUGGUGGCCAAUACAUGCCCAGCUUCCAACAGUCUGAUUGAAAUGCCCAGUAAGAACACCCAUGGCCAGACUCCCAGGUUCCCCACAGAAGGCUUGCCGGCCAGGAUGUGUACCCGUUCCUUUACUGCAAUGACUGAACCACGAAUGCCAGACCCUCUAGAAGGUGCUAAAGCUUCAACUCCUCAUGAGAAGUUGGGGGGCAAGAAGUCAGUGUGUGUUUUGAAAGAGAGAGUGGCCUUCAAAGCUAGGAAGGCCAAUGGGAAGACAUCGCCAAAGUCCUGCAAUCCAUUUCCUCCCUUGAUCUCCAACUUGACCCAGAAUGAAGACUCUGUUGUUACCAAGGCCAAAGAAGCCGACAUGGUAGAAACCGAGAUGAAAGAUCAACAAUCCAUGAUUCUCCGUUCCAGGACCCGGACUCAGGAGGUCUUCUACACCAAGCGAAGGAGGGAGAAAACCAUGGUGGAAGUAGACUUCAAAAAUGCCAAACUGCCCAGGAAGGUGUUCCCCAACAACCACCUGCCGGGAUCCUUCAAGAUCAGUUCUGAGAAGGAGACCAAGCUGGGCAAACAAAUGAAAGCCAGGCCAGAAAUGGCCGGCAAAAUAUCUGAGAGGCCACUCCAUGCCCUGAAAAGAAAGUCUGUUUUCCUGCCCCCGAUUCCUGCUAAGAAACGGAACCUGAUCCUACGAAGUAACAAUCACAGCAGCAGCAGUGGGAAGGAAGAGACGCCAGACAUGUCUUCUGGCCUUUUUAAGAGGAUGCCGUCCUCCAGGCGAACCAGUGUGAAACCAUCUCCCAAGAACUCCUGUGAAGUGAUGCUCAAGUCCCCCCAGGCAAAAGAAAACCCAGGGGUCUGCAUCAAAAUCACCUCCCGGGCUUCCUUCCAGGGUGCGAUGAAGACCAAAGUUCUGCCCCCGAGGAAAGGACGGGGCUUGAAGCUGGAAGCGAUUGUGCAGAAGAUCACCUCUCCCAACCUGAAAAAGUUUGCCUGCAGAACGGUGGCCACUGCCAUCCCCACCGUGGUUCCCGCGGUCACUGCUGCUACCACCGCCCACAGCAAUCCUCUCAGCCCUUCCCUUCCAGAGCGGGAACAGGCCUCAAAGAUUACCAGUGGAACCCCAGCCAUGGGGGAAGCUCGGCCAUUAAACCAGGCUUUAUCACAAAAGGCUCCCGCCGCUCCAGCAGCCGAGCAAUUAUGCAGAAACCCAAACAACAGAUCCUUCAGAGGAAAACUAAUGAACAGUAAGAAACUGUCCUCCAACUGCUUCAAGGGUGAGGCCUAUUCAUCUCCCGAGACAUUGCAGCUCAGCGGGGACAGCAUGGCUGCAAGCACCGUCUGCCUGCUGCCUAAGAAGAGGAACAGAAAGGGGAAAGCUGCCUCCUUCCACGUGGCCAAAAAUAGCUUGGAGAAGUGUCCUCACCUGAGCCCGGCUUUGUUCCUUGCAACCCAAGAGAAACCUGGGGUGGUGGCGGUGGCCACGGCGGCUGGGAAAGGCGAUGAGGGACAAAGGGAAGGGAAAAAGCCCAAAGGCGAAGACAAAGGCUUGGGGAGCACCGAGAGUGUGGAAGGGAGGUCCCCCGAGGCCCAGACGCGGGCCCAGAAGCAGCGAGCCCACCAUGCCAACUACAACGGCUACACCAAGAGACAAAGGAAGCAUCACAAGCGCCGGAAGGUCCAAAGUGUACCCUCGCGGUGCAAAAACAAGACCAGGCGACGGCACCAACAGCAGGCACCUCUGCUGAGCCCCACGGAGCCCGAGAUCCGGCUCAAGUAUGUCUCCUGUAAGCGGCUGAGGGCGGACAGCCGGGCACCACCCUUCUCACCAUACAUCCGGAUGGAGAAGUGGGAUGAAUACAUCACCACCUGCACGGUCGUCAACUGCCCAGCUGAAGAGGCGAAACUCCACAAUGAGCAGCAGCAGCAGCACACUUCUUUGUUUUCUUCUUUGUCUGCCCAAGCUGGGCUUUUUGGGACCGCUUGUCUGCGGCCUCCAGCCAUCCUACCUCUGUCGUCCAUGAUGCACCUUGGGCCGGUGGUCUCCAAGGCCCUCAAUACUGCCUGCUUGGUCUGCUGCUUGUGCCGUCAACCGGCCAAUUACAAAGACCAGGGGGACCUCUGUGGGCCAUACUACCCCGAGGACUGCCUGCCGAAGAAGAAAUCGAGGCUGAAAGAGAAGGUCAAAGUAGAGGGGCUGGGAGAAGGACCUCCCUCGUCCUCGUUGGCAGAAAGACUGCUCAAAGCAACAGAUAAUAAUUGGGCAACCGGUUCUCUGGGGGGAAAGCCACCAAGGUUGGACAAUGGUGCUGACUCAGCAAGACAGAGUGCUCUCCGUUCGAGUUCAAGGGGACUGUUUAGGAAACUGCAAAGCUGUUAUUGUUGCGAUGAGAGGACAGAGGGAGAGGAGGCUACGGCAGGGGUGACAGUAGCAGCAGUUGAGAAGCUUCGGAGGCACGAAUGCGGCAAAGCUGAUUCGCCACUGCCAGACCCUGCUGGAGAGACGCAGGAGCACUGGGUUCAUGAAGCCUGUGCUAUAUGGACAGCUGGGGUGUACCUCGUGGCAGGGAAACUCUAUGGACUGCAGGAGGCAAUAAAGAUGGCCGUGGAUGUGAGGUGUUCUGGCUGUCAGCGAGUUGGGGCAACCGUUGGCUGCUGUCACCAGGGGUGCACCCAGAUAUUUCACUACACAUGUGCCAUUGACGCAGGUUGUUUGUUAGCUGAAGAGACCUUCUUGCUCAACUGCCCUAAACACAAGCUGCAGCUGCUAUAAUGGACCCACCGAGAAGGGAAGCGCCUGCUGCUGCUGGAGUCCCUGCCCAGCGAGGGGGGGGCUCUGCCUCGGCACGCCCCUUUGCAGUAGCUGCAACCAAGAGGAACUCUGGACGGAAGGGCCCAAGGAGGAGCCCAGUGCCCACCCUCCUGGGCCCUGUCCUCCCCCCUGCCCCUCCCCUUUGCAAUAGUACUUCUACUGUGAAUGGACCUGGCCUUGCCAGCCUCGCCUCCUCUUCGCUCAGGCCUUGGCAACUUCCUUGCAAGCUGACCCCAAAGGGCACAAGACCCCCGACGACCCUGCUGCCCAGCUCCUGGGAGCCUUCCUCUCCCACCCAUCAGGAAGCAGACCGGGGCGGUGCAGCGUCUCCCUUCUUCCCCUCUGGACUUCUUCCAUUCCAGAUUGGUGCGGGAACCACCACGAAAAUCCCAUUUUUUUUUCCUGGUUACUCCAUUCCUCUUUGGAGGGGUUUCCUGAACCGGUUCAGGAGAGAAGACAAACUCCAGUUUGGGUUUUGUAGUCCUCCUCUUCCCUUCACCCAGGAGCUGUACCCAAGACUAAUCCAGCUGGCAUCUACCUAGGCUUGGCCACUGACUCAACUUGUCCACCCAGCUCUUCUGGAAGAGAGUCUUGAGGACUUUGGAAGGGACAUCGGAUAGCCGGAGCUGACCGGCAGGCACGUGGUGGUCAGCCCAUCCCAAGGACGUUUGCUCGAGUCUCUUUCUCUCUAGCAAAGAGAACAGACUUGCCUCCCCGAUGGGUCGUCGCCAGGAGAAAAGCGUACAGAAGUCCUCGGCUCCCUUCUUUUUCUCUUGGCUCAAAACGGCUGGACUCCAGGAGGUCUCCAGGUCCACCUUCUCUUUUUUCUGAUCUGAUCAACUUUUUGCCUUCAGCAAACCUCAUGGUGUGUGUGCGUGUGUGCGUGUGUAUGUGCGUUUUCUGUAUAUAGAUGUGAUCCGCGUGUACAAAGAAGCACCCCAAACCUUUUGGGGACAAACAAGGCUGCAUCACUUGAGUUCGUUUGCGCAUUUUUGUUUGGCUUUCGUCCUUGUUUCCCUCCAGCUCCGAGCCCGGCCCUGAGAGGUCAUUUGCCCUCUUUCUUCUCACCCCUCCAUGCCUGACUCCCUCCCCACAUUCAAACCAGGAAAGCCAGCAACUCCGUAGGUCAGCGUUUCUCAGUCUUGGGAACUUCAAGACAGGUGGGCUACAGACUUCCAGAAUUCUUGGCUGGGGAAUUCUGGGAAUUGUAAUUCACCAGUCUUGAAGUUCCCAAGCUUGAGAAACACUGGGGAAUUCUGGGAGUUGAAGUCCACCUGUCUUGAAGUUCUCGAAGUUGAGAAAUACUGAGGAAUUCUGAGAGUAGAAUGUUCCCAUGUUGUGAAGUUCCCAAAGUUGAGAAACGCUGGGGAGUUCUGGGAGUUGAAGUCCCCGUGCUGAGAAAUUCCAAGGUGGAGAAACACUGCCCUAGAUGUUGAGGAGAGACAAAAAGCAAAAAGCUCUUUCAUGGGACCUUGCCGAUAGUAAUAGUCUGUGAUUUCGUCCCCCAUCUUGAUUUGGGGAGGGGCAGUGAAACAAAGUGCUUGAUUCCCAUCUGGCCGAAUGGUGCGUGACGUUUCAGGGGAAAGAAACUGGGGUUUUGAGCUUAGCAGAACUUAUUAAGAUGCUCUGCUGUUCCAUCCAUCUUGAUGGCCGCUGAAGCCAGUUCAUCUGUUCUGACAGCAAUUGUGCAUUACAGGUACUCCUCGACGUAAAGCUGGUCACUUAGUGACCCUUCAAAGUUACAAUGGAUGUCCCCAGAGCUACUUACAACCUGAUUUUGAAGUUCUGAUGUCCAUCCUUUCCUCAGUUACCUGAUUGCAUUUGGGGCACUUGGUAACUGGCCCACCUUUAUGGCUGUAAGCAGUAUCCCAUGGUCACAUGACCAUGAUUUACUAUAUUUCUGGAAACCAGCAUUCCAGUUUGGGGCAAAAAAUGCCUGUUGGGUACAAUGGGCUUGCUUAACAACCGUGAUGUCUCUUUAAUCCUGGCUUCCUGAUAUCUAACAUGCCUAUGGCUAUCAGGAACAUUAGUAGGCUACAAAUGUUCUUACCUUCAUCUGCUCUCCUCACUGCCUCCAUGGGUUGUAAGAUCCCACCAAAGCUUUCGUACAAUGGACCUCUCCUAGUAUGAUAUGACUACAACUCCCAGAAUCCCUAAAUAACCUGGACAAACCACUCUAGACAUCUCUUCCUGGAUUUGGUUGAAGUUGUGGUGGCACAAAGAGGAAGGUCUCUCAGCUUCCAUCUUGUCUCCUGUCACAGAGCAUACGUCAAGCCACAUUUUGUGGUUUACUGUGCAGUGUAAACCUGAAGGGAAUGCCAUUUGGAGGAGAGGAAACCAGGAUUACAACUCUAAUUUCAGUUACGGGGGCUGUCUCUUUGGGAUUCCAACAACACCAGAAGCCAUAAUGUGCCCACGUCCAUUGUUGACAUUUGUGCAGUUUGAAGCAGGUUUUUUUUAGCUGGGGGCAUUACGAAAUCCUGCCAGAGUCCCAAGCAAAACAGAAACAUAGCUUCUCUAGACGUAGCUUUUCCCAUCUUGCUAGGAACUAGGUAGGACAGAGCCUAUCUUUUUGGCUGACCCCACACACUGAAAACCAACAGGGGCAGUAGGAGAACUUCCACAAGACAACAUGCACUUCUGGACUUCAUAGGGCUUGUCACACUCCAACAAUGCCCUUGGUUACUAUGAGCCUUGGGGGGAGCAUCCAGAAUCCUCCAGGGUUUACCAUCCAAGACCAUCAAGAUCCCCUCAAAGGUAGGGAACCUUAUCUUGAAGAGUCCCUGAAAUGAAUUUGAUUGGAAGAUUGUAGACAUUGGAUGGAGAAAUCAAUCUUUGGCAGCCCCGAGCUGUAUGUUGGGUCAGGGUGGAAAGGGACUUGCUCCUGGUGGUUUCUAGAAGACUUUGAAGGAGAAGGUCUAGAUCGGACUGAUGGUUAACCGGGGAAGGUAGCAUGCAAAUGACACCUGAGUUGCAUAAACUGUAUAUAUCUUGCCCAGCUUUCAUGACAGUCUUGUACAAACCAGUAGGAGGGGGAGCGUCUCACUGCCACUCACACCUCUACAGCAUUAAAUCUGAUGGGGCCCUCUCCCCAUCCUUCCUCAUCCGCUUGGUUUUCUGUUGUCGCUGUGAAAGAGCAACAAUCCCACUGCCCUCUGCUUGUAAACCUUUCUGUACAUGGUACUCUGUGCACGUCGUCCGCUGUCCUCUCCGCUACGCCAUCCUCGCAGCAUGCCCCUCAAGGUUUGCUGGCAGAGGAAGGCCCGUUUCAGAAGCACACCUUCAGACAGCAGGCGGAAGACACCCCCACCUCAGCCCCCCCAUCCUCGUCCCCACAAUUCCAGCUCUCUUUGAAUGGAAUCUUGUACAUAAUGACUGUAAAAUGGCAAACCUGUGUGUAUUAUAUAUAUUGCCUCAUUCUAUAGUGUAUAUAUAUGUAUACAUAUACAUAUAUAUAAUAUAUAUGAAAGAUGUAAAUGUUAAAACUAGUGUUCUUAUUUAGUAUAUUGCUUCACACUGAAGAUUGUGUGUAACAAGCUGUUUCUAAAAGAAGUUUAUUUUCCUUAAGAGUUAAAAAAAACAAAGAAAAAAAUCAGGUCAUUGCAUUCAGAACAUCAAUAAAGAUUCAGCAAUUGUUUUGGA
This is a messenger RNA of Crotalus tigris (Tiger rattlesnake), 10497 nucleotides long. RefSeq names its product retinoic acid induced 1 (gene RAI1). The record is from RefSeq and is a predicted model, not a curated record. Gene Ontology annotation, biological process: regulation of transcription by RNA polymerase II; circadian regulation of gene expression. The coding region runs from base 946 to 6816 and encodes 1956 amino acids. The transcript has 5 exons. Gene Ontology annotation, cellular component: nucleus. NCBI's taxonomy places the organism in Eukaryota, Metazoa, Chordata, Lepidosauria, Squamata, Viperidae.